AUGUCGACAACCACAGUUCUCGCUCCGGCGCAGGUCUAUGAGCUGUCGACCUUUCGACAGCCAGAGAACAACGGUAGCACCCCGCAGACGUCCCCAGGACAGGUUGAGGAUGGCCAGCGGCUCGUGGCAACAGCCUACUCCCGGUUCAGCGACAUCCAGAAACAGUCGGUUGCGUGGUUCGUUGCCUUCUGCGGACUUCUGGCUUCCAUGUCUACGACCAGCAUUCUCUCCGCCGUGCUGGAAAUCAUGGAAACCUUCGACACGACAGCAACUGUUAUCAACAUUAGCAACGCCUUGUACCUCGUCGUCAUCGGGCUGUCCAGCUGCUUUUGGGGCCCAUUGGCUGACACGUUCGGCCGCAAACCAGUCUACACCGUGAGCACGACAAUGUUCCUUCUGGCAUCCAUUGUCAGCACAUUCCUCAUCCUAGGUUCAAGCUGCAUUUCGGACAUUUACCACCCUAUCGAGCGCGCGGCUGCCAUGGGUUGGUUCCUUCGAGGCACACUUUUUGGUCCGGCCUUUGGUCCGAUCAUCUCCGGCAUCAUCGUCACCUACACGUCCUGGAGAAUCAUCUUCUGGGUGCAGGCGUCUCUGACCGGUCUAGCGUCCUUCCUCUGCUUCUUUGUCAUGAAAGAAACAUUGCAGACGACUCCACGACUCAGGGAACUGCGAGGUCAGGGAGUGCAUGCUGCGGCUAAGACAUUGUGGAAGUCGUUGAACCCAAUUCUCGUUUUCCGACUGCUGAGCGAGAAGAACUUGCUCUGCGUGAGCCUUGCUUCGGCAUCCAUGGCGUUCAACAUGUAUUCCCUCUUGACGCCUAUCCGUUACAUCUUGAACCCUAGGCUGGGUCUGACCACGCCUCUGCAAUCUGGCCUUCUCUAUCUCGCACCAGGCGGGGGCUACCUCCUUGGUAGCCUCGUCGGCGGCCGUCUCUCCGAUCAUAUCGUAAAGUUUUGGAUGAAACGGCGUGGUUUCCGCCUUUGGGAGGAUAGACUCCGUGGAAGCGUCAUCUUGCUCGGCCUUGCUCUGCCUGGUUCGACAUUGCUCUACGGCUGGACGGUCGAUCGCGGUUUUGGAGGCAUCGGCUUGCCAGUAGUGUGUAUGUUCGUCCAAGGCAUCAGCCAGACGAGUGCCUUUCCAAGCCUCAACACCUACAUCAUGGAUGUCAUGCAGCAAAAUAGCGGCAAGGCGUCAGCCAGUCAUUACUUUGUCCGGUAUGCUCUCUCAGCUGCUGCCACGGCAAGCUGCAUUCCCAUGAUUGACGCAAUCGGUAUUGGAUGGACGGCUACUAUUUCAUCUUUCAUGGUGCUCGCCGGGUCUGGACUUGUACUGCUGACCAUUCACUCCGGCGGUUCGUGGCGAGGAAACCAGGAACGACAAGCCUGA
This is a messenger RNA of Verticillium dahliae VdLs.17, 1386 nucleotides long. Its product is annotated as Dtr1p. Bases 1 to 1386 code for a protein of 461 amino acids. The transcript is spliced from 6 exons. Gene Ontology annotation, biological process: transmembrane transport. Lineage: Eukaryota; Fungi; Ascomycota; Sordariomycetes; Glomerellales; Plectosphaerellaceae. The record is from RefSeq and is a predicted model, not a curated record. Gene Ontology annotation, molecular function: transmembrane transporter activity.